Messenger RNA from Cheilinus undulatus (humphead wrasse), 2125 nucleotides. RefSeq names its product phosphomannomutase 2 (gene pmm2). The transcript has 9 exons. NCBI's taxonomy places the organism in Eukaryota, Metazoa, Chordata, Actinopteri, Labriformes, Labridae. Gene Ontology annotation, biological process: mannose metabolic process; protein N-linked glycosylation; GDP-mannose biosynthetic process. Bases 148 to 894 code for a protein of 248 amino acids. The record is from RefSeq and is a predicted model, not a curated record. Gene Ontology annotation, cellular component: cytosol. Gene Ontology annotation, molecular function: phosphomannomutase activity.
CUCCCUCCUCUCUAGUAGCAUAGUGUUGUAGCAUAGUUGUCAGUGUUGUAGUUCAGGCAGCUUCAUUAUUCUGUGGAGGGACUAAACAGGGAAGAAUAGUCCUGAAAACAAACGGAGACUGACAAUCGGAAACAGAAGAACUAUAAAAUGGGUGAAGUGGACUCAAGCACGCUCUGCCUCUUCGACGUUGAUGGUACAUUGACAGCUGCGAGACAGCGAGUGACUCCUGAAAUGUCCGAGUUUCUCCAGAAGCUGAGGACUCGUGUUCGAGUUGGAGUGGUCGGGGGGUCGGACCUCAGCAAGAUCAAAGAACAGCUGGGAGAGGAUGUCAUCCAGAGAGUUGACUAUGUGUUUGCUGAGAACGGUCUGGAGGCCUAUAAAGAUGGAGAGUUUCUCUCUGUCCAGUCCAUUCAGGCUCACAUGGGAGAAGAGCUGCUGCAGGAUUUCAUCAACUUCUGUCUCAACUACAUGGCCAAGAUCAAGCUGCCUAAAAAGAGGGGUACAUUCAUUGAAUUUCGUAACGGCAUGUUGAACGUCUCACCCAUCGGACGCAGCUGCACGCAGGAAGAGAGGAAAGAAUUUUUCGAACUUGACAAGAAAGAGAAAAUCAGAGAGAAGUUUGUGGCAGUGUUAAAGGAGGAGUUUAAAGGAAAAGGAUUAUCGUUUUCAAUCGGAGGGCAGAUCAGCUUCGACGUGUUUCCUGAUGGCUGGGAUAAGAGGUUCUGUCUGGGGAUCGUCGAGAAGGACAACUACUCAGUCAUUCACUUCUUUGGAGACAAAACCAAGCCUGGAGGAAACGACUACGAGAUCUACAGCGACCCUCGGACCAUCGGACAUGAAGUCUCCAGUCCAGAAGAAACACAGAGACUGUGUGAAGAACUUUUCUUCUCCUGAAGAAGAAAAAUCAAACUGCUCUUUUCUACUGUUACAAAGCAGAUCUGUUUGAUAAAGAGUCCGUCUAAAAAGAAUUUGAGGCACACAGAGGAGGAUUAUUAAUGCCACAGGAUUUACCGUCAUGAGUCUGCUAUGAAGGAGGAAGGAUUCUGGAUAUUUUCCCUGGCUUUGAUUAGGAGCUGUCAUGGGUUUUAGUGUGAAUAAUGUUUUUAAAAUGAGCUUAUGUAUCAGCUGUGCCACAGUACGAGAGGAGUCAAACAAACAGACACUAAAUAAUGCAUCAUUCACUGGUACUCAGAUUAAUUUUGUCUGUAGUACAUCUCAUCCCAUCCGAUGUUUCUGACAUCAGUGUGGGGUUUUUAUUGACCGAGCCGGUUUCAUGUUACUGUCCGUGUCACUCAGAGAUUUCAAUGCAGCUUUGAUUUUUCUCAGAGAAGUAUUUUUAUUCAAAUGUUGUCACUUCUUCUUUUCUUUGGAGUUUGUUUCAAAGUCUUCACACAAUUUUUAUUCACUUUAUAAUCACAUUUGUCCUUUUAUGACACCUAAAAGCUGAAAAUGAGAAGUAUACAGAGCUAAUCAGUGCAGUUCAUUCAGAAAGUAUUCAGGCUGCAAAUGUGCCAAAGGUGCUUCAACUAAGUACUGAGUGAAGGGCCUGAAUAAUGUCAAUGUGAUUAUUCAGUUUUUUAUUUUUCAUGAAGUUGCAAAAAAAUUGUAAAUUUUUGCUUGUUGUGAUGGGGUACUGAGUUUAGAUUAAUUGAGAUUAAUCUCCCCCGGCAAUCUUAUUAAUGACCAGCAGGGGGCGAUGAGUCAGGGAGCAAAGAUGGUCCUAAAUGCACAGAAAAAGAUGAAAUAGGGGCCUUUCUGACAUUGAUUUGUUGUCAACAGAUUCUCUGAGUGUUUGGUCUCAGUUUAGUUUCAAGUCUUCUUUACUUCAGUGUGAUUAUUUCUUCACUGAGUCUCAUGUUACAGCUGCAACAACAUUUUAUGUACAAUCUUAAAUGCCGUUUGACUUUUUCCUCUUGAUUUUCUUUUAAAUGUUACCGAAAAAUAACGUCCACAGUAGUUCAAUAGAAGCAUCUUUAUAAAAUAUGCAAACAUUCCUGCAGAGUUGCAGCAGGGGUGUGUAAAGUCUGGUAAAGUUGUUUGUAAAUGGGUAGCACUGAAAAGACUUGAAUCAUAAUCAUGUAUAAAACCAGCUGUAAAGAGAACCAAUUAAAAAAACGGGAACAAU